This is a messenger RNA of Penaeus vannamei (Pacific white shrimp), 2345 nucleotides long. The record is from RefSeq and is a predicted model, not a curated record. Lineage: Eukaryota; Metazoa; Arthropoda; Malacostraca; Decapoda; Penaeidae.
AUGUCUGCUAGCUUUGCCCGCAGUUCUCUUCCACCAAGGUCCACUGAAGCCACUGGAGUCACUCUGAGUAAUGGGUUCAGUUUCAGUUUCUACAAAUCUCCUAAAAAUGUGACAAGUCCCUACAGACGAGUUGAACCUUUGCCAGUGCAAAGUCCAAGAGUUCAAAAGUCACGUAAAGAUGGUAUAAACAAAGGAGUUGGACACAAGAUAAAGAAGCCUAAAAUGAAAGCAAAAGCAAAAGAACAGAAAAAGAGAGAUGUAAAGACAGUUGCAAAGAGGUUGAAGGAGGGAAAAUUCACACCAAGGCUCCCCUCAGACCGCAGCCCAGUGAAAACUCCUAUCCCCCUAGAAAAGAAGAAACGUCAUGUGCUCUCGUCCCCUGGCAUGUCUUUCCUGGAAGAUGAGGAUGCUGGUUUCAAUCUCAUGGAGCCAAGUAGCAGCAAGAAGUUUUUCACCAGCCGAUCUAGAGCUGCAGCCACGGUGCAGCUAGGCAAAAACAUUAAGUUGUCUGCCAAAAAUGGUGAUAUCACCUUGAAACAGCGUGUUGGAACAUUUGAGAAGAAAAAUGUUGGGCGCAUUGUUGAAGAUGAACUAAAUCAGUUUAUUGGUCAGUCUGAGACUCAGAGUCUGGAUCAAGUGGCAUUGCUACCAUCAGUACAGUCCACCAGUAGGCCAGUCCCAACCAGAGUUCCCAGCACACCUUCCCCCAAAAAGAGAGUAAGCCCCCGAAAAAGAGCCAGAACUCCAUCUCCAAGAAAACGCACAGAGAAGAAUGGCUCGCAGACAGAUUUGAAUGUGUCUACAAAUUCAGAAUUGCAGGACAUGGAGUCGAUCCUCCGGGAGUGGGAUGAAAAUCAGGAAAAUUCAGAGCGGGAACAGAUUGUUACUCGACGCUCUCCACGGAAGAAUACAGUUGUUGAUGAUAAAGAAAACAAGGUCAACACCCCUCGUCGUUCACCAAGAAAAGCAGCAGAUGGAUUCCCAGAAGACAACAUGAAUGGUACACCAAGAAGAUCUCCAAGGAAGCCAAUUUCUGGCAGCACCCCACAGGGAUCACCAAGCAGAGCACUGAAAAGGUCACCCAGUAAAAGCAGCCCACAGAAAGGGAAAUUCUUUUCAAUAUUUGAUCCCAAGCGUCGGCUCUCUGACAAGGUCUCUGUAGCAGAUAAAACUGUAAACAAAACUGUUGGGAAGAAGGUCCCACUGAGAAAAAGUGAUGGAUCCCAAAUGAUGAUUGAUGCAGGACAAAAGGAGUUUGGGGCCAAGCAGUGCAAUGUCUGUGGCAUUAUAUAUGAGAUUGGCAAUCCUGAAGAUGAAGCUUCUCAUGAGGAGCAUCAUAAUAGCUUUCUCAACACGCUCUUAAGAUAUUUAGUGAUUGUUAUUAUUAUUAUUACUAUUUCUGUUAUUAAUGAUUCCCAUCCAAAUAAUUGCUGCAACUGUUUUCAUAAUUUUCAGGGAUGGAAGAAGGAAAGGCUAGUAAGGGACUUGGAUCAUCAUGGAGGAAGGGUCAUUAUGGUUUCACCUACAGACCCUCAGCAUUGCUGGCGUAAAGUGGAGGAGAUAAGAGAGAUAGUUGACCAAGAGCUGGGCUUUGCUGAAAAUGGGAUCCGUGUGAAAGAAAACACAAAGGUCUUCUUUUAUGUUCUUGAGAAGAAAAUUGUUGGCUGUCUUAUUGCUGAGACCAUAAGGGAAGCACACAAGGUGAUCCCACAGAGAUCACCUAUAAGAGGGGGAGGCCAGUUAGUGUGCUGCUCUGAAAAACGGUACAAAGUAUGGGCUGGAAUUAGCAGGAUUUGGGUAUUAGCUUCAGAAAGAGGGAAGGGCAUUGCCUCAACAUUGGUUGAUGCAAUGAGAAGUAACUUUCUCACCAGCCAUUUCCUGACUCUAGAUGAAUUUGCUUUUUCUGAUCCCACCGAGAGCGGAAUGGGCUUUGCUGAGAAAUACACUCAGAGAAGAGAUUUCCUCGUUUAUCGUCGUUAGUGUUAAUGUGAACAUUUUUUAGUUUAUUUGAAAUGAUAGAUAUAUGCUUGUGUUAUAUUUAUACCAAAAAUAUUUUGAGAUAGAUAUUUUUAUUUAAAUCAUACUGUACUGUUUUUCCUCAGUACUUUCUGCAGUGCAAGGAAAUUAAAAAUGUUUUAUUUUUUAUUACAUUUGUCUAUGCAUAUACAAAGUGUAUUUUAAGUUUGUAGGGUAGCUGUAAAAAUUAUAUUAAUAAAAUGCUAAGUAAGCAUUUAUCCAGCUCUCAGACUUGGCUAAUAUUUUAAAAAUAACCCAGGAUUUGAGUUUCAAGAACAAUUUUUAUUAAUUUUUAAGGUGUAAUUAUUGAUUAAAAAUACUAUACUUUA